UGAGUGAUGGGUCCGAUAGAGCUCCGGGUUCGGCCGCCUCUAGUUUGAUAAGGUCUCCAUUGUCUUUUGCUGAUGAGUCGUAGAGCAUCACCCUCGACACCUAAUAAAUAAAUCAGGUCCCAUUAUUCACUGCCAUCUGAUGACAAUGUCAGCCUCCACCAUAGACGAUGCCGCCGCCCGGCUGCAAGCGCGCAAACCCAUCCCUCCCCCGGUGCCAGCCUACCUGCCCACCGCGGGCUCGCCCUUGACAGUCAACAAAGACCUCUACACGGCGAUCCAGCAGGCGCCGCGCGUGCUGCUCUCCGAAUUCACCCUCCCCAUCCGGUCCGGGCGCGCGUGGAAAGCGCCCGCGGGCUCCAUCGUCCGCAUCAGCACCCCGGAGGGGCCACAAGUCGGCGACCUGAACCUAUGGAACGCGCACAACCCGCGCGAGCGUUUCUGGGCAUCGCGCACGCGCCAGCUGCACGCGACGCACGUGUCGACGGGCGACCGGCUGUGGUCGUGUCUGCCCUACAUGCGGCCGCUGGUGACCAUCAUAUCCGAUUCGCUGGCGUGGUACGGGCAGGACGAGCACGGCGGGAGGGUGCACGAUUUGCUGGGCACCCGGUGUGAUCCGUACAUCAACGAGGUGCUCAGCGGGGGCGGGCAGUAUGAUUUCCACUGCCACUCGAACCUGACGCGGGCGGUGCUGCCCUUUGGGCUGGCCGAGUCGGAUGUGCACGAUGUGAUUAAUCUGUUUCAGGUGACCGGGUUGGAUGAAAGGGGGAGGUAUUUCAUGAAUCCGUGUCCGGCGCAGCGGGGGGAUUACAUUGAGUUCCUGGCGGAGCAGGAUGUGUUAAUGGCGCUGAGCACGUGUCCCGGAGGCGACCUCUCGCUGUGGGGAUUCGGCGCUGACAGCGAGAAGGAGAUGAUCAAGUGCUGCCGCCCGCUCAAGGUUGAGGUAUUCCAGCUCGAGGACGGCGAUUUCCUGCACAAGGCCGGCUGGCGGCCUGCGGAACCUUCGAAGUACCAGGGCAUGCACGGGAUGGCGGUUGUGGAAGGCGAGCCGGCGUUGGGGAAAUAGGGGGUGUAUUUUCACUCCCACCGGUUGAAUGAAGGACAGAGCGGGGGUAAUGUGAAGCUAA
Chaetomium strumarium is the source of this 1124-nucleotide messenger RNA. RefSeq lists its product as uncharacterized. NCBI's taxonomy places the organism in Eukaryota, Fungi, Ascomycota, Sordariomycetes, Sordariales, Chaetomiaceae. The record is from RefSeq and is a predicted model, not a curated record. Bases 140 to 1063 code for a protein of 307 amino acids. The transcript is spliced from 2 exons.